This is a messenger RNA of Mastomys coucha (southern multimammate mouse), 948 nucleotides long. RefSeq names its product serine protease 29-like. Gene Ontology annotation, molecular function: serine-type endopeptidase activity. The record is from RefSeq and is a predicted model, not a curated record. The transcript is spliced from 5 exons. Gene Ontology annotation, biological process: proteolysis. NCBI's taxonomy places the organism in Eukaryota, Metazoa, Chordata, Mammalia, Rodentia, Muridae.
AUGCUGAGCCAGCUGUGCCUGAUCCUCUUCUCUCUUGGGUGCUCCAUUGCUGGAACCCCAGCACCUGUGCCUGAGGAUGCGCUGGUGGGCAUCGUGGGGGGCUAUAGUGCCCCACAGGGGAAGUGGCCAUGGCAGGUCAGCCUGAGGAUCUAUAGCUACUACUGGGCCUGCUGGGUGCACAUCUGUGGGGGCUCCAUCAUCCAUCCACAGUUGGUGCUGACUGCUGCUCACUGCAUUCGUGAGAGAGAUGCCGACCCAUCAGCCUUUCGGAUCCACGCUGGGGAGGUGUACCUCUAUGGGGGCAAGGAGCUGCCGAGUGUGAGCCACGUCAUCGUCCACCCAGACUUCGUCCAAGCUGGCUUGGGUUCAGAUGUGGCUCUGCUCCAGCUGGCAGAGUCUGUACAACACUUUCCUAAUGUCAAGCCAGUCAAGCUGUCCUCUGAGUCUCUUGAGGUCACCAAGAAGGAUGUGUGCUGGGCGACCGGCUGGGGUGCAGUGAGCACAUACAGGAAGUGAUUGUUGCCUCCUCCCUACUGCCUGCGGGAGGUGCAGGUAAAGACAGUGGACAACGCCCUUUGUGAGGAGCUGUACCACAAUGCCACCAAGCACUGCAAUCAUGGCCAGAGACUGAUCCUGCAGGACAUGCUAUGUGCAGGCAGCCAGGGCCAGGACUCCUGCUAUGGUGACUCAGGUGGUCCUCUGGACUGCAAUAUGACGGGCUCAUGGAUCCUGGUGGGAGUGGUGAGCUGGGGCUAUGGCUGUGCCCUGAGGGACAUCCCUGGGGUCUACUCACGUGUGCAGUCCUUCCUGCCCUGGCAGAUGCAGAGAUUCUCCCAAGCCCAGCUGCGUGGCCGUCAGCUGAGGAUGAGUCGGCUUUGGUCAUGGUACCAGAGUGGACGGCCAGGGUUUAGGCUCUGGGGUGUAGGCGCUCAGGGCACUGAGCGCUAG